Molecule: messenger RNA, 6656 nt
Organism: Manis pentadactyla (Chinese pangolin)
Lineage: Eukaryota; Metazoa; Chordata; Mammalia; Pholidota; Manidae
Gene: NUP153
Product: nucleoporin 153
Exons: 20
Coding region: 481-4275 (1264 amino acids)
Biological process (GO): protein import into nucleus; RNA export from nucleus
Cellular component (GO): nuclear pore
Molecular function (GO): structural constituent of nuclear pore
Source: RefSeq, a predicted model, not a curated record
CGGAGACUGCGGGGAAGACGACGACGGCGGGGCGGCGCUGCGCGCAGAGGGGAGGGGCAGGCGGGCGGCGCCGGCGGCUCCAACUGCGGCAGCUACGGCAGCGACGGGUAGGGCGGCGGAAGCAGCAGCCCCGUCAGGCGGCGGUCGAGUUAGGCCUCAGCAGCGCCUCAAGCCGCCCGCUCUGUCUUCCGCGGGGGAAUCUCCGGGGACCGCGACACACACAGGGGCGCGGGUCGGCGAGAGGUAACCGGACGGGAGCCAGCGCCUCGGCCUCGGCCGCCACCACCCCUUCCGUGCUGCCAGCGCGCGCUCUCUCGCCAUUCCUCGCAGCCUCGCGGUCCCCCGCGUGCCUGUGCCCCAGUGUGUGCGCCGCGAGGCCGGCCUCGGGCUGGGGCCGGGCGGCGGGGGCACCAGGGCGGCCGCCUCUGCCUCUCCCGCCCCCUUACCCGCCCGGGAGUGGGAAGCAGCGGAGGCUCCGCCAUGGCCUCGGGAGCCGGAGGAGUAGGAGGGGGCGGCGGCGGCGGCGGCAAGAUCCGGGCGCGGCGUUGCCACCAGGGGCCAGUGAAGCCUUACCAGCAGGGGCGGCAGCAGCACCAGGGCAUUCUUAGCAGAGUUACAGAAUCUGUUAAGAACAUUGUGCCAGGAUGGCUACAGAGAUACUUCAACAAGAAUGAAGAUGUAUGCAGCUGCUCAACAGACACAGCAGAGAUACCGCAAUGGCCAGAAAAUAGAGAAAAUGAUCAUCUGAUAUAUGCCAAUGAGGAGAGCUCUAAUAUUCAUGAUGGGAGAAUCACUCCUGAGCCAACAGUCAGUAAUACAGAAGAACCGUCAACAACUAGUACUGCUUCAAAUUAUCCAGACGUACUAACAAGGCCUUCUCUCCAUCGGAGCCAUAUGACUUUCUCUGUGUUGGAAUCUCCUGCAUUACGCUGUCAGCCCUCCACAUCCUCGACAUUCCCAAUUGGCAGUUCUGGAUUUUCCCUUGUAAAGGAAAUUAAAGAUUCUACCUCUCAGCAUGAUGAUGAUAACAUCUCAACUACCAGUGGUUUCUCUUCAAGAGCUUCUGAUAAAGAUAUAGCUGUUUCAAAGAACACUUCAGUGCCACCCCUGUGGUACCCAGAGGCUGAACGUUCUCAUUCACUCUCACAGCACACUGCCACCAGCUUAAAAAAACCAGCAUUCAGCUUGUCUGCCUUUGGAACACCUUCCCCUUCACUUGGGAACCCUUCAAUCCUUAAAACAAGUCAGCUUGGAGAUUCUCCUUUUUAUCCUGGAAAAACAACAUACGGUGGGGCAGCAGCUGCCGUAAGACAGUCUCAACCACGAAACACGCCGUAUCAGGCACCAGUUAGAAGACAGAUGAAAGCUAAGCAACUCAGUGCACAAUCCUAUGGUGUGACUAGUUCAACAGCUCGGCGAAUAUUGCAGUCUUUAGAGAAGAUGUCAAGCCCUCUAGAGGAUGCAAAAAGAAUCCCAUCUAUUGUUUCUUCUCCCCUGUUUUCUCCUUUUGAUAGUAGUGGGCUAGGUAUCACCAUGGAUUUUCAAGCCAAAAGGGAAAAGGUGGACUCUCAGUAUCCCCCUGUUCAGAGACUCAUGACCCCAAAGCCAGUUUCCAUAGCAACAAAUCGGACUGUUUAUUUUAAACCAUCUCUAACUCCAUCUGGUGAAUUAAGGAAGACUAAUCAGAGAAUAGAUAAAAAGCACAGUGCUGGAUAUGAAAAAAAUAUGACACCAGUACGAAAUAUAGAACAAGAAAGUGGCUUUUCUUACCCAAAUUUCAGUAUGUCUGCAGCCAAUGGUUUAUCUUCUGGAGUAGGUAGUGGAGGCGGCAAGAUGAGACGAGAGAGAACACGCUUUGUUGCAUCUAAACCUCCACAAGAGGAGGAAAUGGAAGUACCAGUAUUACCGAAAAUCUCUCUACCCAUCACCAGUGCUUCACUGCCUACCUUCAGUUUUAGUUCCUCUGUGGUUACAACUUCCUCUCCAUCACCCAUUAGUCCUUUGCCAUCAACAACAACAAACAAGGUACAAACAGCCUCUCCAAACAGUACUGGCAGUCCCAUGUUUAGAUUUUCAUCUCCAAUUGUAAAAUCUACUGAGGCAGAUGUACUACCUCCAUCAUCUAUUGGAUUUACAUUUAGUGUGCCUGUUGCAAAAACAACAGAACUUCCUGACUCUAGUAGUAUUUCAGAACCAAUUACAAGUAGUUCAGCUCAAGAUAACACUGUGGUGAACAGUACAAGUUGUAGGAAGACACCAGAUGAAGAUGGUGAGAGCCUUUGUAGACCUGCAGAAAUCCUGAAAGAAGGAAGUGUCCUAGAUGUUCUAAAAAACCCUGGCUUCGCAUCACCAAAGGCAGAGUCUCUUGCUGCUCAGCCCGCCACCACAAGCCCAGUGGUUUAUACAAGGCCAGCAAUAAGUAGCUUUUCUUCCAGUGGAACCGGGUUUGGGGAAAGUUUCAGAGCUGAAUCGUGGCAGUGUGAUACCUGUCUACUCCAGAACAAAGUUACAGACAGCAAGUGCGCAGCCUGCCAGGCGACAAAAUUGCCUCCAAAAGAUACCGUUAAACAGACUGGAAUUGGGACACCAAGUAAAAGUGGCAAAUCAGCUCUUUCUGCAUCAGGGACAGGCUUUGGAGACAAAUUUAAACCAGCAGUAGGAACUUGGGACUGUGAUACCUGUUUAGUGCAAAACAAAUCUGAAGCAAUAAAGUGUGUGGCUUGUGAAACACCAAAGCCUGGAACUGGUGUUCAGCGCGUUCUUACACUGACAGCGGCUUCAGAAAGUGCUGUGACCGUGGCUGCUUCCACCUCCAGCUGCGCAGUGACCACGGGCACCUUAGGAUUUGCAGAUAAAUUCAAACAGCCUGUGGGAUCUUGGGAGUGUCCAGUAUGCUGUGUUUUUAAUAAUGCAGACGACAGUAAAUGUGUGUCCUGUAUGUCUGAGAAACCAGGAAGUCCAAUUCCUGCUUCAGUCAGCAGCACGGUCCCUGUCUCUCUGUCUCCCAGAGGCUGCCUGGGACUAGAAAAGGCCAAGGAGCCCGAGGGGAGCUGCGAGGUGGGCCUAGUGCAGAAUAAAGUGGAUUCUACCAAAUGCGUAGCAAGUGAAGCUGCAAAGCCAGGCACAGGACCUGAGUUUAAAGGCUUUGGCACAUCUUCCUCAUCUUCGAAUGCAGCAGCCUCACCCUUCAAAUUUGGUAUCCCAUCCUCCUCCUCUGGGCCUUCUCAGACUUUAACAAACACUGGAAAUUUUAAAUUUGGAGACCAGGGAGGCUUCAAAAUAGGUGUGUCAUCAAAUUCUGGGUCCAUAAACCCCAUGAGUGAAGGCUUUAAAUUUUCUAAACCAAUAGGAGAUUUUAAAUUUGGAGUUUCAUCUGAUUCUAAUCCUGAAGAAGUUAAAAAAGACAGUAACAAUGAUAAUAAUUUUAAGUUUGGACUUUCUUCUGGUUUAAGCAAUCCACCUUCUUUAGCUCCAUUUCAGUUUGGGGUGUCUAAUCUUGGGCAGCAAGAAAAGAAAGAAGAACUGCCUAAAUCUUCAUCCACAGGCGUUAGCUUUGGUACAGGUGUUCUUAACCCUGCCCCUAACAGCACAGUGACCUCUGAGGACAAGAGCAGCCUCAGCUUUGGGAGCAUCGAAACAAAGAGUGUCUCAGUGGCUCCCUUUCCAUGUAAGACGGCAGAAGCAAAGAAAGAAGAAAUGCCUGCUGCCAAAGGAGGGUUCAGUUUUGGCAAUAUGGAACCUGCCCCUCUGCCAUCCGCCUCGUUGUUUGUUUUGGGAAGGACAGAAGAGAAACAGCAAGAGCCUUCCGCUUCUGCUGCUCUUGUGUUUGGGAAGCAAGCCGACAACGAAGAGCCGAAGUGUCCGCCAGUGUUUCCCUUUGGGAGUUCAGAGCAAACCAGAGAAGGGAGUUCUCCAAAGUCGACCUUUAGUUUCAGCGUGGCAAAACCAGCAGAAAAGGCAUGUGAACAGCCAGCAAAGGCCACUUUUGCUUUUGGAGCUCAAACCAGUACUACAGUCGGUUCAGUUUUCCAGUUUGGCAGCAGUGCUACAAAUUUCAACUUCACGAACAACAGUCCCUCAGGAGUGUUCACAUUCGGUGCAAACCCUGGCACUGCUGCCUCCUCGGCCCAGCCUUCUGGCUCAGGGGGCUUUCCAUUCAGCCAGGCGCCUGCAGCCUUUGUGGCGGGGUCAAAUGGGAAAAAUAUGUUUUCUGCUUCUUCUGGAACUUCAGUUUCUGGUCGCAAGAUAAAGACUGCUGUUAGACGCAGGAAAUAAAGGUCACAGCGAUGUCACACACAGCAGUGUCUCCCAUAGCAGGUGCCCUGGUUCAGAUGUGCUGGGGUCACCUGCAGUCAGCUCGGCCUAAGAAUGUCUUUUGUGUGGGAUUUUCCUUUUUCUUCCCCUACAGAGGCCCUACCCUCAUCUCUCCCUUUCACUUUUUAAAAAAUAAUAGCUAGACUUGUGACUGGUUCUUCAGCAACAAUAUUUUAUGAUCCAGCAAAUUAUUCACUGAUUUGACAUUGGCUGGCUGACCCCAGGAAUAGAGCUUCCUCGGCAAGUGACUUGUAUAGAACCUCUUGCACCACUGUGUGCGUUGAAUGUGCGUUUAUGGAACGCGUUGAAAUUGUAAUUAUAUCUGAGGAGUUCUGUAUAGAUUAGAGGAUGUUGAAAUGAAUGAUUUCGAUGCUGGGUCCAUGCUGGUGUAUGCGUGCAGUGAGUGAGUUGGUCGUGCUGUGCUCUAAGAUGCUCUGCUAGAGGAAGCCUGAUGAAAGGGUGGUCAUGCUGAGGACUUGGUAGACCUAGUUUUCCAUUUAAUGAUUAAAUGCUAUUUCUGUAUUUUCACUCUGUCACCUGUCUUGCCUUUUCAUUAUUUUAUUGUGAGACUUGUGUAAAUACAAUUUUGUUUCUGUACUUUUUUUGGCAUAACAUAAAUCUGUGAACUUGAAAUUUUAAUUUUGUGUUAGAAAUUUUUGUUGUUGUUUAGUCUUGUCUCAGAUUUUAUUAUGUAAAUCCCAUUAUUCAAAGUUGCCUAAAUCCAUUUGGAAAUCUUUAAAAAAAGAAAUUGGGGAUUCUUAAAGUGAAUUUAUUGGCUUUUCUGAUCCAGUUUUGUUUGGACCAAAAACCAGUAUUGUACAAAGUAUUAAACAUAUAUUUUUAUAUUUACUGAAAUGGACUGUGGUGACUUUGGAUAAUAAGGAAAUGUUUAAUAUUAAAGCCAUGUUUAUUACAGUAUAAUUAACAUGUUAAAACAUGGGAUAAAUGCCAUCAAUAAAAAAUUAUGAAAUACUUUUUGUUCUAGUGUUAACUCAUAAUGAAGGUACGAGUGUUAGUGGAAGAGAACCUUUUUGUAAAGGUUAAUUAACAAUUGUCAGAGAAAUUCCAAAGAGUACAUUAAGUGAUUUGGACAACUCCUAAGUGGAAGGGGAAGGUGUCCAGAUUUGUCUGAAUAUAGAAGGUACUUGUCGGGCUAGGAAUCAUGCCUACUUUGAAUAUAAACUGACCUUCCUUUUUAAAGUUGAAAAUGAACACACACAACUGUUUGUAUUUGUAUCUUCCUUGAUAGGUGUCUAGCCCGUUUCUUGAUCAAGUUCUUAGUUCAUGCCCAAAGCAGCCCACAAAGUGUUCUGUGUAGUUUCUCUUGGAUUAUUUUACUGAAUUUUUUGAACUAUGUUUCUUUUCUGUAGUCCAUAAAAGCUCUGAGACAGCAUUUGCUAAUUUUAUUCUUCAUUUUGAAACCACAGUUAACUUUGGGCUUGUAUUUUGCUGAACUUAUGGUUGGAGUCUAAAUUCAAAACUUGAAAAUGUUUGAGCUUUUUGUUUUUCCAGUGAAAAAGUAUUUGCCUUACUGAAUUAUCACAGGCUAUCAAAGUGCUGGUUUGGGGGUAGAAAUUCUGUAUUUGGAGCAGAUGAUGAUGAAUGCUGGAAGAGGUAAACUGGAAUUCUGUGAUUUUAAUGCCAAGAAGUUGGGUGCCCAGCCUAAGCAGCAGGUUCAUUUUUUCACCCAUUUGCCGGGCCCCUGUGAAUAGAAAUAUUUGGCUUUCUUCUCUGGGAAAGAUUUUUUUGUAAGAAAUGUGCCAAAAAUAAUGUUUCCUUCUAUUUUAUAUGUUGUUUUUAAACAAGUGACUGAAAACUGUACUUAGGAUGGCUUAUCUUAAUCAAAUCUUGUGGCCUCUAGAACUGAAGUGGGUACUUGGGACGCGUGUUUUCCGCCUUUACUGCUGUGACGCCCGGGCCCCACGCAGCAGCCCUGGACUGCAUUCACAGUGGCAGCUACGGCCUGCAACCGCCCGACUGUGGGCUGAGGGUACAUCAGGUUGGCUCAGGUUACAGGAGGGCCUCUGACUCCCCGGUACAAGCCUAGGGCAGGCGUUUCACGGGCACUUCGCGAAUGAGUGAAGGUGGAGGGAUUGCUCACGGCCUAAGGGGAGGCAUCACGGGAAGUACCUCUCCAGCAGACCCUUCUGGUGCACCGGGUCCGGGCGGGCCACUUCCAAGUGCUGGGUGGUUUUGAGUAAUUAAUGAUCUCAGGCAUAAAGUGCGACUCAGACAAUUGAAAAAAUGUUUUUAAGCCUAGCUGCUUGUUACAAAUUCUCUCCUGAAAUUGUUCACGUAAUAAGGACUUAUUUGAAAUAAAAGCAUUGGACUAAUUUUAACAA